AUGUCAUUCCUUUAUAAUACUAAUGAUAAUUCCAAAAUGAAUUUUGAUUGUUUUUAUACUUAUAUCAUUGAUGAUCCUAAUCAAAUAGAUCAAACUUUUCUUCGCACAAAUUAUUUAACUCCAUAUUGUCUACGUCCAUCAUCAAACGAUUCUAUUGGUGAAAAUUUAACAUUGAUACAAGGAUAUGUAGAAAAUGUAGUCAUGUUUAAAACUUUACGUUCUCAAGGAAUUAAUAGUGACCAUCUACUUCAAUGGUCAAUAUCAAUUGAUAUUAUUGAACAAUAUGCGAUAUAUUUGAUUACAAAUGAUACAACACUUGAUGACAUUAGUUUUUACAAUUGUUCAACUUCAUGGUUUGGUUCUCAUUUUUCUUUAUUUAAUAAUCGAAAACAAUAUCAUAAAAAACUCACAAUAAAUACUUUUUAUCCACAUUUAUCUGAAUGUCAUCGUGGUCCUGAACCAAUGUGUUUAGAUAGGCGUGAAAUAUGUAAUGAAAUAAUUGAUUGUAUUGAAGAUAGUUUCGGUAUGGAUGAGCAGUAUUGUGAUAAAAUUGAAAUGAAUAAAUCUAAAGAAGAUGAAUAUCGAUUUCAUAAUGGAGCUCAAUGUAUACCAUUAGUAUUUUUUCGAGAUAGCUGGACCAGUAAAGAUUGUUUAGAUGAAACCGAUGAAGAUGAAAUUAGCAUGAAUAGUCAAGUGAUUAGUGAUGUGAGUAAAUUAGAUUGCAUAGGAAUACUAACGUUUCCUUGUGAAGAACGUAGCUGUCGUAUUACACGAUCAUUUCCAUGUGGUGAUGGAGAAUGUCGUAGGUCUGAAUUCAUUGACAAUUAA
Rotaria sp. Silwood1 is the source of this 828-nucleotide messenger RNA. The record is from the annotation of a GenBank genome assembly. Lineage: Eukaryota; Metazoa; Rotifera; Eurotatoria; Philodinida; Philodinidae.